AUGCAUCGCUUGAUCAGUGCUGCUCUGCUAUUAGACAAAAUCAAGAUUGUUGCAUUAGAGACAUUCAGAGCUAAUUCAACCUUGCUCAAACUAGAACAUUUUGUGUCCUUAGCACUUGUUGUCAUGGGUAUUUGUAGCAGGCUUUAUAAACUGUGUCAUAUUUGGGUAAACCAGAUUGAAGAAUGCUAUCAUUUCUUGUAUCAAUGGUCAGCUUGUUUCCCAAGUGGAUUGAAAAACAAGGAGCAGGUAGUAUUUGAAAGUCAACACAAUCUACAUUGUGAAGCAGAUACACUCAAGGCCAUCAGAGCUAAAUAUGCUGAAGAAACAAUGAAGUACAAGUCUUCUAUUAGGCAUAAAGUUCAUUUGGAGACAUUUAUAGCAAAUCAAGCUGUCGUAGAUAAAGUAAAAGAAGUCAUUCAAUUAAAUGAUGAUGACGAACUUGAUUUUGAAGACUUGGGAGAAGUGAUUCAACGAUAA
Molecule: messenger RNA, 477 nt
Organism: Gilbertella persicaria
Lineage: Eukaryota; Fungi; Mucoromycota; Mucoromycetes; Mucorales; Choanephoraceae
Exons: 2
Coding region: 1-477 (158 amino acids)
Source: RefSeq, a predicted model, not a curated record